AUGCACAAUAAGAUUAUAAUCUUUGUCUUUGUAUUCUUCUUUUUGGUAUUGGCGAUGAUGACUACCAAUCAUCAUAACCAUUAUGUAUUGGGUAAUACUUUAAAUGUGGAAGGUGAUAAUGAUGGUACUACUUCUACCACUACUACAACUACAUCAUCACCUUUGUAUUAUGACAAUGUCUCCAAAAAAGUUGAACAAAGAGCAUCUCUAGAUAGAGCACGUGCUCAUAUUCGUGGUGGUCAUCAAAGAAGAGGUCACUAG
Messenger RNA from Cavenderia fasciculata, 261 nucleotides. RefSeq lists its product as uncharacterized. Lineage: Eukaryota; Evosea; Eumycetozoa; Acytosteliales; Cavenderiaceae. Bases 1 to 261 code for a protein of 86 amino acids. The transcript has a single exon. The record is from RefSeq and is a predicted model, not a curated record.